Molecule: messenger RNA, 5196 nt
Organism: Nycticebus coucang (slow loris)
Lineage: Eukaryota; Metazoa; Chordata; Mammalia; Primates; Lorisidae
Gene: PCDH8
Product: protocadherin 8
Exons: 4
Coding region: 1394-4606 (1070 amino acids)
Biological process (GO): homophilic cell-cell adhesion
Cellular component (GO): plasma membrane
Molecular function (GO): calcium ion binding
Source: RefSeq, a predicted model, not a curated record
CAUGGCUUUUGUUUUUAUCUCUCCUCCUUUGUGUGUACAUAGGCUGCUCAAUAAAGCCCUUCAGUAAGAACCAUUAAGAAUCUGUCUUGUUCCGGAUUGGAGCCCCAACUCCCUGGCCUUCAGAGAUGGGAGGGGACUACAUGUGAGGCCAGCGCAGCGCCUGGUCAGCUCCAGGACCCGCCGAGCCCAGAGUAGCCCAGAGUAGCCCGAGCUCCACUUUCCUAGGCAGAUGGUUAAGUUCCUCCAGGUUCGUGCCAGGUUUCAACGUCAAGCUGUGAUUUUGUUCUUCUGGAACGGGAUGAGUGUUGCUUCCCAGAGAGGCCCUAUUAGAACAGAAAGAAAAUCCUCUAAAUAGGCGGAACAAGGCAUCGGGAGGGAAAGUUCUCUAAAUGCACUUUUAAUACGAGCCGGGUAUUGUGUGGAAUUCAGCGCCCAUCACCGUUUAGCCAGAGAGUUAUGGCAGUGAUUGGGGAUGAAUAGAGGAACAUAAUGGAUACAUGUGGCGUUUGCUCAUUAUAUUCAAGUUAGCCCAACUCCGCUGUGGAAACUGUUCAACUUUCUCUCCCCUUAGCUUGUCACAGUGAAAUAAUACAGACAUUGGUGCAUCCAAUGGGAUCGCCUGCCACGCCAUUCUAUUUCCACUGCUAACGAGGGCUUCAUAAGCCUUUGAUACAGUCUGAUCUUUGAAACCUUUCCAAAUCUCCUCAAGCUUAUGCUAAAUCCUAUUUGGAACUUUUUUUUCCUUGCCUGCUAGCGUCCAAGGCUUAAGAAAGCCAUUUGGACAGUGACAUGCAUACUAACAUACCGCAGGGCUCUUUUCUGAAAGGGAAGUAGCAGCUCUGAUCACCGGGGCUCACACGAGCAAAACACAAUUGUGUACGCAAAUCUGAAUAAAAUCGAUUUUCCCUUAUCCUUCAGGCUUCUUAAUCGAGAGGCUAUUCCGGGCGCCAGAGGAAGCUGUGAGAAGAAAGCAGAGCCUCACUCCGCAGAGCAAGCCUGUGGCUAAGAGGCUGCAAGAGUUUGGAAGCCUCGGAAACGCAAAAUGCAGAGCCUUUCCACAUUGAAGGGAUUGUCAGCUGCAGGCGGAGGAGCGGCGCGAGAGCGAGGCGGCCAUUGGCUGCCAGGCUCUGGUGAUUUGCAUAUCGUCGGCUAUAAAGAUGAAGGCUGCGCGCCACGGCGCAGCUCCUGUGAGAAGGGAGGGAGAGGCGCAGGUUGAGGGCGGGUCCGCGCGUCCUCAGAUCCUGUCAGAGCCGCCGAGGUGCAGCUCGCAGACUUCUCCCGCACAGGGCUAGCAAAGAGCGUGGUUCGGAAAGCCUGGCAUUCACUCCCAGACCUGCAAACCCGAGAAGACUCUGUUCUUUAGCCUUCCAGAAUAGCACUUAGGGCUGAAGGCAUGAGUCCCGUGAGGCAGGGGGGCAGCCCCUUCCUUUUCCCCUUGCAGCUCUUCAGCCUCUGCUGGGUGCUGUCACUGGCCCAGAGCAAGACAGUCCGAUACAGCACCUUCGAAGAGGAUGCCCCUGGCACCGUCAUCGGGACUCUAGCCGAGGACCUGCACAUGAAAGUGUCUGGAGACACAAGCUUCCGCCUGAUGAAGCAGUUCAACAGCUCUCUGCUCCGGGUUCGCGAGGGCGACGGGCAGCUGACCGUCGGGGACGCCGGCCUGGACCGUGAGCAGCUGUGUGGCCAGGCCCCGCAGUGCGUGCUGGCCUUCGACGUGGUCAGCUUCUCGCAGGAGCAGUUCCGGCUGGUGCACGUGGAGGUGGAGGUGAGGGACGUCAACGACCAUGCGCCGCGCUUCCCUAGAGCCCAAAUCCCCGUGGAGGUGUCCGAGGGUGCGGCCGUGGGCACGCGCAUCCCCCUGGAAGUGCCGGUGGAUGAGGACGUGGGAGCCAACGGGCUGCAGAGUGUGCGCCUGGCCGAGCCGCACAGCCCCUUCCGUGUGGAGCUGCAGACGCGCGCAGACGGCGCCCAGUGUGCGGAUCUGGUGCUGCUGCAGGAGCUGGACCGAGAAAGCCAGGCGGCCUACAGCCUGGAGCUGGUGGCCCAAGACGGCGGCCGUCCGCCACGCUCUGCCACCGUCGCCCUCAGCGUGCGCGUGCUGGACGCCAACGACCACAGCCCGGUCUUCCCGCAGGGCGCCGUGGCCGAGGUGGAGCUGGCGGAGGACGCGCCGGUGGGCUCCCUGCUUCUCGACCUGGACGCAGCAGAUCCCGACGAAGGCCCCAACGGAGACGUGGUAUUCUCUUUCGGCGCCCGCACACCGCCCGAGGCGCGCCGCCUCUUUCGGCUCGACCCGCGCUCAGGCCGCCUCACCCUGGCCGGGCCGGUGGACUAUGAGCGCCAGGACACCUAUGAGCUGGACAUCCGGGCGCAGGACCGGGGCCCCGGGCCCCGGUCCGCCACCUGCAAGGUCAUCGUGCGCAUCCGCGACGUCAAUGACAACGCGCCCGAUAUCUCCAUCACCCCGCUGGCUGCCCCCGGUGCACCAGCCGCCUCUCCCUUCGCAGCUGCCGCCGCCGCUGCUGCGCUCGGGGUAGCGGAUGCGACUUCUUCAGCAGGGCCGGGAACGUCAGAAGCUGGCGCCACCUCUUUGGUGCCCGAGGGGGCGGCACGCGAGAGCCUGGUAGCGCUGGUCAGUACCUCGGACAGGGACUCCGGCGCCAACGGGCAAGUGCGUUGCGCCCUCUACGGGCACGAACACUUCCGGCUGCAACCCGCCUAUGCUGGCAGCUACCUGGUGGUGACCGCGGCGUCGCUGGACCGCGAGCGCAUUGCUGAGUACAACCUGACCCUGGUGGCUGAGGACCGCGGCGCGCCCCCACUGCGCACGGUGAGGCCCUACACGGUGCGCGUGGGCGACGAGAACGACAAUGCCCCGCUCUUCACUAGGUCAGUCUACGAGGUGUCGGUGCGCGAGAACAACCCGCCGGGCGCCUACCUGGCCACGGUGGCCGCCCGGGACCCGGACCUGGGCCGCAAUGGUCAGGUCACCUACCGCCUGCUGGAGGCCGAAGUAGGCCGAGCUGGGGGCGCAGUGUCCACCUAUGUCUCCGUUGACCCUGCUACGGGAGCCAUCUAUGCGCUGCGCAGCUUCGAUUAUGAGACUCUACGCCAACUCCAUGUUUGCAUCCAAGCUAGCGACGGUGGCUCCCCUCAGCUUUCCAGCAGCGCCCUGGUGCAAGUGAGGGUACUGGACCAGAACGACCACGCGCCAGUCCUGGUACAUCCGGCGCCGGCCAAUGGUUCCCUAGAAGUGGCGGUCCCAGGGCGCACAGCAAGAGACACGACCGUGGCGAGAGUGCAGGCCCGAGACGCAGACGAGGGCGCCAACGGGGAACUGGUCUUCGACUUGCAGCAACAGGAGCCGCGCGAAGCCUUCGCCAUCGGCCGCCGCACGGGGGAGAUCGUGCUCACUGGCGACCUCUCCCAGGAGCCGCCGGGCCAAGUAUUCAAGGCGCUGCUGGUCAUAUCCGACGGCGGCCGUCCCCCUCUCACCACCACCGCAACUGUGAGCUUCAUAGUAACAGCAGGCGGCGGGCGCGGGCCGGCUGCGACUGCCGGUGCAGGAAGCCCGGAGCGCGCCCGCCCGCCUGGCUCUCGGCUGGGGACUUCUGGGUCGGCACUACAGUGGGACACUCCGCUGAUCGUCAUCAUCGUGUUGGCCGGGAGCUGCACGCUGCUGCUGGCCGCCAUCAUCGCCAUCGCCACCACCUGCAACCGCCGCAAGAAGGAGGUGCGCAAAGGGGGGGCCCUCCGGGAAGAGCUGCCCGGGGCGGCGGGCGGCGGAUCCUCGGCUCCCGGCUCCCCGGAGGAAGCUGCCCGGGGAGCCGGGCCCAGGCCCAACAUGUUCGACGUGCUCACCUUCCCUGGCAGCGGCAAAGCGCCAUUUGGCAGCCCCGCGGCCGACGCGCCCCCGCCCGCGGUCGCAGCGGCCGAAGUGCCGGGCUCAGAGGGCGGCAGCGCCACUGGCGAAAGCGCCUGUCACUUCGAGGGGCAGCAGCGGCUCCGCGGCGCGCAUGCCGAGCCUUACGGUGCCUCCCCGGGUUUUGGGAAGGAGCCGGCGCCCCCUGUGGCGGUCUGGAAAGGACACUCUUUCAACACCAUCUCUGGCCGAGAAGCAGAGAAGUUCAGUGGCAAAGAUAGCGGCAAAGGGGACAGUGAUUUCAACGACAGUGAUUCCGACAUCAGCGGGGACGCUCUGAAAAAGGAUCUCAUCAACCACAUGCAGAGUGGAUUAUGGGCGUGCACCGCUGAGUGUAAGAUCCUGGGCCACUCUGACCGCUGCUGGAGCCCGUCCUGCGGGGGGCCCAACGGGCAUCCCUCACCACAUCCACCAGCUCAGAUGUCAACCUUUUGUAAGAGCACGUCCUUGCCUCGGGAUCCUCUGCGCAGGGACAAUUACUACCAGGCCCAGCUGCCCAAGACAGUGGGGCUACAGAGUGUCUAUGAGAAAGUGCUGCACAGAGACUAUGACAGGACAGUAACGCUGCUUUCCCCUCCCCGUCCAGGCAGGCUCCCAGACCUGCAGGAGAUCGGGGUACCCCUCUACCAGUCUCCACCUGGCAGGUACCUGUCCCCAAAGAAGGGAGCUAAUGAAAAUCUGUAAUCCCAUGCUGCAUGUCUUCACACAUACACAGCUCACUCCGAGAAGCCCCUAAGUUAUUGACUGGUUUCAGUGUUGUAUAUAUAAAUAUGCAAGAUGUGCCUUAAAAUGAAGUUGUUGGAAGCUUUUUCCAAUCACAUUGGUACUGUUUGGUAUUUGCAAAUAAAAAUGUAGUUAAUGUAAUUUUUAUGAAAUGUGUCCAGUAUUUAAUUUUUCUUAUCACGCUUUUGACUUUAAUUUCACUUGCAGCUUGCCAUUUUCUUAGUGUUUUUAACCUGUACAUUGUGUAAUGUAAUGUUUGUAUAUAAUGAAAUUUUGUUAUAUUUUUAUAUGAUAAAAGCUAAAGUGGAAGUUACUGCCAAAGGAACUGUCUUUAAGACAAAAAAGAAAAAAUGUUGGAAUUACUUAAUGGAAAUUUAUCUUUCACCUGAAACAAUCUAGUGUUUGAGAAAUUUUGCCUUGCCAAGUAUAACUUGUAUAUCUUGAGUCUGUGGUAGAAUUCAAGUUCAAUGUUAUUUAAUUACAUUUGGUUUUCUGUAAGCCAUGUCACCUAUAAAGCACAGUAAUAAAGGAUUUGUCAUGUGUUUGAAGAA